AUGCAUAUUGACUCACCCCUCUUAUUGACCAUCCUCAUUUUCCGAGCUCAGACAUCAAGUUUAUCCACGAAUGAUCUGUGCUGUGAGACCAUGAGGCUGAUGGGUUUGGCUUGUUUCACUCUCCUGAUGUUGGUUUUGUUGCUGUUACAGAGCUUUUCUACUGCCACUAAUGAGUCAGGAAAUUUUCAAAACUUUGAAAGUGGGUUCAUGUCAAAGUCCAAUUCUGUUCAAGCUAAACAUGGUUUUAGACAGACUUCAGGUGAAGGUGGUAGUGAAACAAUUGUAGGUGAAGAAAAAAGAAAAAUCUACACAGGUCCUAAUCCUUUGCAUAACAGAUAA
Sphenostylis stenocarpa is the source of this 339-nucleotide messenger RNA. Lineage: Eukaryota; Viridiplantae; Streptophyta; Magnoliopsida; Fabales; Fabaceae. The record is from the annotation of a GenBank genome assembly.